AUGUCUCCAACGGAUGCGACUGCCGCUUCCAAGAAGAAGAACAAUAAGAAGAAGAAGGGCGCCGGAAACAAGGAUAAGACAGUACACGAUGAGCCAAAAUCGACAGAUGUGACACAACAAAAUGGGGAAUUGGAAGGCGAAGAAGAAGAUGACGACGCCCCAGCAGAUCUUGUAACGACUGCGCCCUCUAACGGUCAUGCCACGUCACCGCAACCAACUAACGGAGAUCAUCAAAGCUCUACGGACAAAGCAGCAGCAAUCCCGUCUAGCACAGAUGUUACACAAGGCCCGGAUCCAAGCGCACGACUAGAAGCCAUGUCACAGGAACGAGAAGCCCUUAGAGUCGAGGUCGAGCAGUUACGCAAGCAGCUGGAAACGAUACAAGAGACUCAUAACCAGGAGACGGUGCAACUCAAGUCAGAUUUGGAGGAAAGCGAAGCCGCAAAAGAGCAUGCGGAAGAACAAUAUCACACACUCAUGGGUCGAGUGGAGAAGAUCAAGGAGACCCUCGGCAGCAGAUUAGCACGAGAUAGGGAGGACCUCGAGGAAGCCAAUAAGCGCAUUGAGGAGCUGGAAUCACAGAGUGAAGAAUGGCAGAAUGGCAGCCAGAAGUACCAGGAGGAAAUCGACGGCCUAAAGACGGAAUUGCAAGAUGCAACUAGAGAGCUAUCCAGCCUCAGAAGUCGCAAUAACCUGUCCCAGCACAACUCCUUGAAAGAAAAGGAGGACCUACAACGGCAAUUACAGCAUUUGCGAAAGGAAGCCGAAGCAGCAAAAGAUGCCAUGGGCGAUUGGGAAGUUCUAGCCAUGGAAGAACGGUCGAUACGUGAACAAUUGGCGGAAAAGACAGCUGCACUCGAGGAGCAAGUCACUUCCCUGCGAGAGAGCUACGAACGCGCUGCUUCGGAUCGCGAUACACAGUCACAAGCCGUGGACAGUCUGCAAAGGGCCCUGCAGGAGAUCCAGGAUGCUCGCAAGAGAGAGCUUCGUGAAAUGGUGGAGACGUCUGAAGAGCAGCUCCAGGCCAUGAAGAAGGCAGUCAAGGAUGCCGAUGCCAGAGCUCAGGAGGCAGAAACGCUCAAGGUUUCGCUACAGAAAGAGCUGGAGCGGACUGCUCCAUUCGAGAAGGAGGUCAAGGAGAAGAACCUCUUGAUUGGCAAGUUGAGGCAUGAGGCCAUCGUUCUCAACGACCACCUAACAAAGGCUUUACGGUACUUGAAGAAGACCAAGCCCGAGGACAGCAUUGAUAGGCAAAUCGUCACCAACCAUUUCCUGCAAUUCCUGGCUCUGGACCGGUCAGACCCCAAGAAGUUCCAGAUCUUGCAGGUGAUAGCCGGACUCUUGAACUGGACUGAUGAGCAGCGGGAACAAGCUGGCUUGGCAAGACCGGGCGCUUCGAGCAACACCCUGCGCCUACCACAUUCACCCUUCCAUCGGACGCCUAGUACGCCAUCCUUGAAUACCGACUUCUUUUCGGAACCAACCCCAACAUCUGCCAACAAAGAAUCUCUAUCAGACCUCUGGGCGAGUUUCCUUGAACGAAGUGCUGAGGAGGGUAAGCCUGAGGAUGGGUCUAGAAAGGGCAGCGGCUCCAGUGCCGCAACAGGUCCAAUCAAGCCAGAUGCGAGGACAGGCUAG
Molecule: messenger RNA, 1638 nt
Organism: Pestalotiopsis fici W106-1
Lineage: Eukaryota; Fungi; Ascomycota; Sordariomycetes; Amphisphaeriales; Sporocadaceae
Exons: 4
Coding region: 1-1638 (545 amino acids)
Biological process (GO): endoplasmic reticulum to Golgi vesicle-mediated transport; Golgi organization
Cellular component (GO): Golgi apparatus
Molecular function (GO): small GTPase binding
Source: RefSeq, a predicted model, not a curated record